GGGGGGGAUGGCGUGUGCAUGGGAGGCUCAGUGUGUAGAUGUGGUGGUGUGUGGUGGUAGUCCCGGUGCUCAAGUGUGCUCAGGUGCUCAGCACCUCUCAUCUUCACACUGUUUCUGACCUAUGCUGGACCACACCAUCAAUUAUCACCGGUCAUUGACAAAAAAACAAAGAAUGAUUGGUGACAUGGAGAAUGCUUGCGGUGCUGUAAGUUUGUCCUCGCGUCGCUGUGAACUUGUCUUCAACGCCCAACAGUAGCUGAGAUGGAGGCGCUGCCUGUAGGACAAGCAGCUGUGUGGGUGUCAGGAGUGCUUGCAGCAGCAACAGCUCGGGUUUCCACGAGGCAAGCAGUUGUGUGGGUGACCGUGGUGUGGACAGCAACAGCAGCAGCAGCAGCUGCAGCAGGACCAGCUGAGGGCUCCACAACCCAGACACUCAGAGUAGGACUGGAGGCUCCUGAGUGCAUACACAAGGGGGUGACACUCCUCUGUGACUAUAGGAACUCCCAUCAGGCGGUGCACAUAGGAGGCCCAGUGGACGAGAGAGUGCACAAGGUGUUCGUGUACAAUAGUGACACUCUGCUUAUCAGCGAGUCGCUGUGCGUGAACCUGUCCGUGACGAAUGUGACCAACGUGACGGUGGUGUCUGGUGGUCAAGGCUGUCACUCCACCUUAGAAUUCUCCUCCAAACGUUCGAGCCUGAACAAGCUCCCGAGCCGGGCCGACCAGAUCUACCUGGAGGCUAGCAACAUAACGCGGCUGUUCGCGUCGGUGGACGUAACGCACCUUACCGUCAUCGGUUCCCUUAUCGACGUCCUGGAAGUGCGGGCUCCUCUCCUGGACAGCAUCCAUGCCAUUUUUCACUCUACUAGGAUAAACACGUUUAAAAAAAUGCAGCUGAGCCGUGGCUCGCGGCUUCUGUUUGAAAACACACACGUUGGUCAUCUCCUGGUCAGAUGUUUAGUCGUGGAGGGAGGUGACGUAGUUAUGAGAGAUUCCUUCACCAGAAUGGCUUCCGAGGACAGUAUAGUCAUGGCGGCUGGAAGCACACUGACUUUGGACAACUACACUGGUAGUUUGAAGGUAACUACGGUCAGGGAACAACCGACUCUGCUGACUGCCACAUACGCACCAACGACGGCCAAGGAAUGCUCUCUCAUUGUCACUUACUUUAGGGAAUAUGUUGCUUGUCUAGUCUUAAUGCUCCUUACAAUCCUCUCAUUUACAGUCGCUACCUUACUCCUUCACCUGAGGAGGAAAUCAGAACUUUGGAGUCGCUCCAACUUAAGACAGAGCUCUCCUGAGCCACUUGACAAAGAAGAUGUUAAAUUUACAAGUGACCCUUUACUUAGCUAUGACCAAGAAGAUGAACAAAAGUCGUUUCUAAAGCAAGUGUCUGGAAAGCAAGCAGAGUCGUACCUACACAAUCUGGAACGCCUCACCCAAGAAGUUUGCACCUCGAUGCAGAAGCAGAAAUCGCUGUUAGAAGAUGAAUUAAAAGUUGUUGAGAAAGAGUGCCGGGCAAAACUAAAGGAAAUUGAUGACAGAAGACAUAAUCGAUCCCAGAUAGAAGAAGAUCUGAUUAACAGUGAACUCCAUGAUCACGAAACUAAAUAUCACAGCGAAGAGAAGCGCAAGGAUAAAAACUGGGAAGAAUUAACGCGACUCCUGCAUCAAAUACGAGCUUUAAAGACGUCGAAAGAGGCGCUAUACAACACCAGAAAUGAAGAGGAAGUAGAGCAAGUGGAGUACACAGCCAAGCUCAACGAGGCCAACAUGAAGUUCCUGAAGGCCCUCAACAAGGUGGGCCAGAUAUCGCUGGCCACUUGGCGUACUUCGCGCGGUUCCAUUGGCGAAUGUCACCCUGACCUGGUGGCCAUGGACGACUUGUUUAAACACGUUGUCAAGUCUCUCAACGAAGAACUCGUGAACAUUAUCCAUAAAUCAGAAACGAAGGCUGAACUUGAACAGUAUAUAAUGCACCAUGAAUUAAAUAGCCUGAAGGAACAGAGAGACAAAGUGUUAGAGGAAUUAAACACAAAAUACAAAAUGGAACAUUUUAAUCUAGCCAAUAGAACCCAGACCACUGAAGCCUCAAAAAUCAAGCGAAAGAAACUGAAAGCCUUUUACGAUUCCAGAACCGACGUCCUAACUCUGUCACAAAGACUGGAACAGACUGAAGUUCUUAGCGAGAGAUCGGGCCACAAACUCACACUCGCUCACCUCAAUCGCACAACGCAGUUGCAGAAGCAAUACAUUAACGAGGUGGAGAAUAUUUUGUCGAUGCUCGAGUAUGUCUUGAGAUUCAACGUGAAACUGGUGAGGAAAAUGUUGGACUUUCCAUGCGAGGAACUUCCUGUAGGAGCCGACCAGCCACCGGCAGAAUUGCCACAGCUGCCCGCGCAGAACCUGGCAGGGGGCCACACAGAUGACAGUCUGUUAAACCAGUCCUCAGGCUAAGAAUCGCCAUGAGACUGAUGACGUCUGUAAUAUGACCAAAAAGCCGCAUUAACAAGAAUAAGACAUAUAACCAACUAUAACACACAGUGCAAAUAUUAUAGCUUCUGGAAACAGCAAAGAGAAAAAAUAUAGAUAUUUCUUCCCAUGCAUUACAAAUAAAAGCCCCCAAAACCAUUUUAAUUGCUGUAAGGUGUUCCAAACUGUCAAUAAGGGUGAAUUUCAACAGCCAGACAACAGAUUCCGAACCUCCGAUCAAGAGUUUGGAAUCUGAACGCAGCUCGGGCAGUUACGAGUUUUGUAAUCAUAAUGAAAUAAUUAUAAUAGACCAUUGUAUACCAUUGUAUUUUUUUUGUCAUUACCUUUUAGUAACAUAACCCCCCUCCCCUCCCCGAGGGUAAUGGAUUACCCCCUUUUGUGCGAAUGACAGUAGAUAAACCCUUGGUCAGUAGGGUUAUACCUAAACCCCUUUUGGACCGAAUGGUUAUACAUGAGCUACUUUUGUCCUAAGGCUAUACAUAAACGCCUUUUCAAAGGAUAAUUGUUGUACAGUAACGACCUAU
Procambarus clarkii (red swamp crayfish) is the source of this 3017-nucleotide messenger RNA. RefSeq lists its product as uncharacterized. NCBI's taxonomy places the organism in Eukaryota, Metazoa, Arthropoda, Malacostraca, Decapoda, Cambaridae. The record is from RefSeq and is a predicted model, not a curated record.